AUGAAUGUUUGGAUGACUAACAAUCAAGAUAAUAAAAACAAAAGGCUACAAACUAUAGGUGACACUAGAUGGUGGUCCAAAGACUUGUCUCUUCGAAGAAUAUUUGGAACCCCGAAUAAUUCACAGAAUGCUUUAUAUGUUGAAGUCUUAAUUUCACUACAUGCUAUUGAGGAUUCAGUUCAGUUUACUCCAGAUGUAAGAUAUAAAGCCACAAGUUUUAAAGAAUCAUUGUUAAAGUACUCAACAUUAUUGACUGCAUUUUUGUACAUGAGAAUAUUUGAAAUAACAACUCCACUGUCAAAAUAUUUGCAGACAUCGGGUAUGGAUAUUCAAAAAGCAUACAUUAUGGUUGAAAACACUGUAAAACAAUUGAAAUUAUUAAGGAAAGAUGAAGCUGGCCUAAAAAAGUGUGUUGAUAAUUUUAUUAACACAGCAAAUAUCAAAUUGGACGAAAAAAACCAAGAAGAAAAUAGUGAUAUUGACUUUAUUAUUGAAAGCAAAUUACCCACAUUAAGCAACGUCAAUGACAUUAAAAAUGGUCUUCCAGCUGAAGCACUUGAUGUUCUAGUCUCAAAAUUAAUAAAAUUUGAUUCAGAAGUUACUGCUGAUAAAUUAAGGACAGAAUUAAUACACUUUUCUAAUAACUGGGAGUCAUUAAAAAUAAAUAUUGCAGAGUCCUAUACCUUGAAUCACAUUGAUGAUGAAGAUAAUGAUGAUAAUGAUGAAGACAAUUUAAAUAAAUACAAUAAUUGCACAACACUGUCAACCUGUAAGAAUUGUGCUACCUGUUGUUAUACACUACUUAUAAAAUUUAAUCUUUAUAGUAAUGCUUAUAGCACAUUGACUUUAGCUUACAAAUUUUUACUUACUUUGCCAACGACACAAGUAGCUUGUGAGAGAUCAUUCUCUAUACUUAAAUGUAUUAAGACCAGAUUGAGAAGCACAUUAUCUGAUUCAUAUUUAGAAGAUUUUAUGCUAAUGGCAGUAGAGAAGAAAAUGUUAAAUGAUAUUGACACAGAAAAUAUCAUUAAUAAGCUAAAAAAAAAAAGUGCAUUACUCAAUAAAGAACUCUGA
This is a messenger RNA of Metopolophium dirhodum (rose-grain aphid), 1074 nucleotides long. RefSeq lists its product as uncharacterized. The transcript is spliced from 3 exons. Lineage: Eukaryota; Metazoa; Arthropoda; Insecta; Hemiptera; Aphididae. Gene Ontology annotation, molecular function: protein dimerization activity. Bases 1 to 1074 code for a protein of 357 amino acids. The record is from RefSeq and is a predicted model, not a curated record.